AUGGCCAUUGUGCAAACCCCACUUUUGCAAGAAAAGACUAAUACGCACAUGGCAUCCCAUGGCCUAACUCUAUCGCUGGCCGGCCAUGUGUCCAUCGUGGACUCAGUAAUUGCCAGUCUCAAGAUCCUCAGUGAAGAAGUGGCUCGUGACCCAAUAUCUAACGCGUCUGUGAUAGAAAGCGAACCAAUUUAUAUCUCUUGCAAAAAAACCUUGCUCAGUCUUUCUCGGGUACAAUCCUGUGUUCCUUAUGUCAUCUCAUCUUUUAUCAAUCUCCUUGAUAAGUUGAACCGUCGCGAUAAUUUCGCAUACAUCAAAAAGAGAUCUGACAUCUCAUUGCACCAAAUAUUCCUCGUAUUAACUCUUCUUUCGGAUUUCACAGAAGCAAACUGGCGGUUGAAAGAACGUUCUGAGUUAAAUUCUAUUUCUUCACACUCCACUGAUGACUCAGAUAAAGAUUUCCCUCACCGUAUACCUCCAGACCCUUUGGAACCGAAGCUAGUGAUGAAGGCUUUGCAAGUUUUGGUCAAGCUCAAAUCUUUUAAAAAAUCGAGGUCUAUUCUUCGCCAGUUGAACGGAAAUCUGGCUUAUUUUGAACUAUCAAGUCUGAAUCAGGAGGUCGCCGAUAUCGAUUAUAACGUUGAUGCUCUUGCACGGUAUUUAGGGGCUGCUAGUCCUGCCGGAUACAGUAAGGCUACGGAAAUUGCAGUUACUGACAAUGCAAACAUCGAUAACAAUGACAUUCUUGGAUAUCUUGAAUUUCUUGCCUAUCUUCAUCUAACAUCAUUAUCAAUUGAAAAAGAGUUCCAACUAUUGACUUAUUUCACCGAUGUUUUCAAAAACGCUCAUAUUCAACAUACCCAUGCAUACUUUUUCAUCGAUUCGGUCAUUAAUUUUGCGGUUUGUUAUACCAAAGAUUUUACAGAAGUUACAAGUAAGCCGUCUGUCAAUAAAGUUGGUGAUGGCCAUUUUGAGAAAAUGUACCUGAAGUUCAAAUUCUCUUUGGAAGACGAAAAGAAAUUUUAUUAUCGUGCAUUGGCUAUUUCUUUGGUUCUAAUGCCAAAACAAUUUGACGUUUUCUUGAAUAACCUUGAUUCUAAUCCAAAUAAAUCCAAAUUAUUAAAGGCCGCAAAUAACAAAAAACAGAAAUUUCUUAAUUUAGUCGCCAGAAAUAUUUAUGAAGGUACAGAGAAAGUCCCAACUCUUGAAUUUUUCCUUGUGAUUUUUAAUAUUGCCUCAGUGGUAAUUCAGUAUGAACCUAACCACCCAGUUGUCACGUUCGCCAAAUCAUAUGUUUUGCAAGUCUACAAUGUUUUGAAUCCAGUAAAUAACCAUUCUCUCAUGAACGAUACUGAUAUUCUGGCAAUUGAUAAAAUUAGAAUCGAAUUCUAUUCUCUAGCUAUAGUACUUGCUCCAGAACUUAUCAAACCAAAAGUUAUUAACAUAAUUGCUAACCCAGAGACUUCGCUUCGGUUUUACUAUAUUAUCACGCAUGCAAUUUACAAUCUUAUCAAAAGACCUUAUCAUAGAGAAUUCGCCUAUAAAUUGAUCGAAACUACUGCAAUUACGUUACGUGAUCAUACUGCAAAACUUGCCCAAAUUGUACGUGAAACUGUAUCAGACUUUGAUGCCUUAGUUAGUGAUAACAGUUCCAGUACUCAUUCUUUGAAAUACUCUCAGAGUGUCCUCACCAGUGACUCACGUACUUUGUCGUCUUCAAAAUACUCAUCAACUACCUUGAACCAAAGUGCAUCACAAGCCUCACAGUCAGUAUCGACUGGCAUGCUUCCUUCUGAUUCCAAUGGAACACCUAAUUUUGCUCUGAAUUACAAUAGCAAUACAAUUUCUUCACCAGGCAAUAACUCUGAUAAUAAUAGCGGUGCUGAUUUAUCGUUUGAGAGCCAUCCUAUCGUGAAGGUUUCAACUAAAAAGUCAAGAAAAGAAACUUUUCUCUCGGUUUUGGGUAAACGUUCAGUGGGAAAUUCCAAAAAUUCCGUCUCAAGCGGUAGCUCCAAUAGUAUCCCUAAGCUUAGCAGCAAGAAGUCAGUUAUCAGCAAUAAAACAACCAACACUGCCAAAACUGAGAGAGAGAUUGUGGGAUAUAGCUAUAACAGCUUCAAUCCCGUGACGACGUCUCUUAGCGGUAAUGCUAAUUCUCUGUUUAAUGCCGAUAAGAUGAGUAUACACCUGUUUAAUUCUCAGAAUCGUGUCAACAAACCGAUAUCGGUGCUGAAUAUUGAAUACAUGAAGCGGGUAGAAAAUAAUGCAUUCCUCUCAAGAGAAAUUCUCAAGCUUGUGUUCCAAAUUUUUCGCACUUAUCUGAGUUUUUUCUUCAAAUUACCAUCGAUUUACAAUAGCAGUGAUAUCAAUACUUACACCAAUAAGGUGACAAAUGGAGUUCAUUUAGAAGCAAUACGUCAGACAAAAACCGUUCUCUUUGAAAUGAAACGUAUUUUGGAUCCUUUGCUUAUUUCUUUAGCUGAUAGUGAUAUGAAGCUUGUGGAGAAGGCCAGAAGGCUUGUGAUAAAAAUUUUGGAUGCUGAAGAUGGCCUGUUGGUGGAGACACAUCUUGCAUUUUUUAGCAGUUUGUAUUUACAAUCAGGAUUCAUUGAUAUUUCUUUGACGCUGUCUUUACACGAGAAAAGUUUUUUGGAAACAAUUUCUUUUAUUACAUUAUUCUGGUCGAAGCGUGUUAACAUUGUUAAUAAAAUUGAUAUGGACACCCUUGUUGAGAACAUUGGUUCUGAUGGUAUUGAAAUUCUUCACAAAUGUUUUGCUGAUAAUGAGAAAUUACUAUUGAUUGCCUUGGAAACCCCCGGAACAGAGUAUUAUAGAUCCUUGAAAUUGAUUUGCUCAAUGUACACUACAGAAUUAAAUACACCAGGGAAAUACAUCACCUAUUUGAGAAAUCUGGUUAAUUAUAAACUCUUUGAAAGCCUUGUUGAAGAAAACUAUUAUGUUAGUAGCCCAAUGGCUCUUCAAAAAAGAAUAAGAAAGAAAUUAUAUCAAAACUUGGAGGUUUUUUCAGAAGGAUUGCUUUUAGCGAUGGAUAUCGUUUACGAACGUUGGAAAGAAUAUUACCUCAUAAGAAAUCCGUCCAGUUUGGCUGAGCAGGAGCAUAGAAACUAUGCUGGUUUUCUUGCCGUGGUUCUUGGUGGGAUUAUGAAGCCCAAGUACCUGAGACAAGCAGCAACUGCAAGGCUCUCGGAGCUUGAAAAUUUCAUUUCUAGACAAGUUGAUCAUUUGAAUUCGGAUGACGUCCAUGAACGUGAAGCUGCCAAAGAUCUCCUUGCGAAUGAGUUGCAUCCUCAUGCUCACAAAUUGAUGAUUAGGAAUAUUCAAAAGGAUCUAAAUAUUCUAAUCAAACGAAAAGAGAAAAUUCAAGCUAAAAUGAACCUGGGUGAGUUGCCAGUUUCAAAUUCACGAGAAUAUUUGUCUGUUAAAUACAUCACAUUACUUGAUUCCUAUCUUAGCAUUAUUAUUGGGUUUCUUAAUUUUGGUGAGCCAGAUGUGAAUUUUGCUCUCAGUGUUGAUCUUAAAGUUAUAGCCUUGAAAAUAAUCUCUCUUUUCAAACCAAUUGCUCUUGGAUUGGAGACUUCCAAUAACUUGACUGGCGGGGAGGAUGUUGCUGUUACACGUUUAAAAAUUAAAGUUUGUAAAUUUAUUCAGAAAUUAUCAGACAAUGCAGUGGCUUUGGUGAUCCGUGGUUGCUCUAUCAAAUGGCGCUGUGAAUUGAUCCAGCUGCUUGCACGUUGGUUGGACGUUGUCUGCUUUGGAUCCUCAGUAAAUGCAGAUGACAAAUUGUUUAACAUUGGAGAUAUUGCUGCCGCCCGGGCUAGAACGCGUCAUGAGAUGGAUUCCUUUGUGUAUUUCGAAUUAGUUCUUGAAUGCCUCAGAGCUAUUGCUUCGUUAUUUAAGGAGACACCAAUCUAUGCUUUUGGUGCCCAGUAUUCCAGUGAAAUUUUGAAUGUUAGAACAACCCAAUUCCUGAACUACUUUAACCUUUUCUCAAGAGUAUUAGAAAGUUGCUUAGCCAGAGGAUCUUUGCCUGGAUCGAACGCUGCAUUAUCUGCGGUUGAACGGAAAGUUGAACUAAUCAAGGAACAGGUAAUCGUGGCUCUUAGUAAUAUGUUGGAAUAUAACUAUGACAUCGGAAUUGAUUAUGCCCUACCGUUGUCCUUCCAUGCUGACAUUAAGGUCAAGCACUCAUUUUUGGUGGUUUUCAGCAAUAUUAUCGAGACUAUUCAAUCAUCAAAGAGAAGACUAACUCCUGAGUUUGAGGCUGCUUCUUUUGCUCUGUUUGCUGAUAAUUUUUGUCAGAGCAGUGAUUUAUUGAUUGCUGUCGCCAGAGGGAUAUUGUCAACCGAUUAUGAUAGGUUCGCUAAUAGUUUGUUAGAGGCUUUGAUUAGUGUGAACCUAGAAAUCCCUAAGAUUACUGACUUAUUGGAAUUUGAACUUGAAAUAUCUAGUCCAAGUAAAGUGACUGAUACAUUACGUCGCACUUCCGUUCCGGCAAAAAUGCUAUCAUUAUACGCAAAGCAAGUAGGCAGUGAUUAUAUUCAAGGAAUUCUACGACCAGUGUUUGCCGAGAUGCAAAAAAAGAACGACUGGUUUGAAGUAGAGAAGUUGCAGAAAGACAAUGAUUUGAUCAUUGAAGAAAAUGUUACCAAGUUUUUCUAUUACUUGAGAGCCACAAUAAAAAAUAUUUGUGCAUCCAUAGACGUCAUACCAAUAGAGCUUAGGGCCUUAUGUGCCAAUUUGAGGAGAUUGGUUGUCAAUAAGAUCCAUGAUGAUGGGGUCGCAUUGCUUGUGAUUAGUUCCUUUUUGUUUUUGAGAUUUCUUUGUCCUGCUAUUGUCAGUCCAGAAAUUGAAGGUGUUAUUGAUAAUAGCCCGUCUAAGCGGGAAAAGAGAUCUUAUAUGCAAAUAGCUAAGGUAUUCCAGAAUAUUGCUAAUGAUUCGCUUUCCUCCAUAAGAUGGCAUUUGUUGAGUGAUAAAAAACAAGAAUUGAUUUCUUUGAAGAAAGAUUUGUUCGAAUUUUUAGAUAUUGUAUCAAAGGAUAUUGUGCCACAAAGUGUUUUGCCAAAGAAAAAUAAAUUUAUCAUCAGCAAAUCUUCUUUGUCUGUGCUUUAUUCUAUAUUGAUUCAUAGAAAUAUUGAAAUUGGACUAAAUAUGAUGCAUCCAAUAACCAAACCAAAGGAUUCUCUUAAAGAGGUGAUGAAGAAUAUUAAUGUCCUAGAAAUGAUCUCUAUUGACAUAGGCCAGAAAUAUUUGACAUUUUCUCCUGAGAUUCCAGAUUUCAUCAGGAACAAUAAAGAGAAAUUUACAGAGGCUUAUGAUUUGUUCAUCAAAUUCAAGGACUCUGUGGAUCCUAAUUUGCUUGCCACCCCUUUUAUUACUCAAAGUUAUACUAGAAAUGGUACAUUAUUGGUUACAUUCUCACACAAAUAUUUUCAGAAAGUUGCAAAAUAUGACCUUGAAUCCCUUGUUUACCGCGCCCUUCAGAUUUGUGAUAGUAAGUGGAAUGAACCAUUUGUGAUGGUCGUCGAUUGCUCCUUUUUUGACAUAAACAUCUCACAAAAAUUCGCAGAAUUUUUCGCUUUCAUGACAAAUGUUGCUACUAAUUUCUGGGCAGAAACUAUCACUAUUAUUUACUAUAAUGUCAAUCCAAUGUAUUCCCCUUUCUUGGAAAAGUCGUUGCAAAAAUAUGAACUGUCUGUCCGUGAAUACAGAAAAUUUAAUUGCCUUUUCUACUCUCCAUUUGAUAGUAUUACUACUCUUGAAAUUGCUGGUCUUCCAAAGGCUUCUCUUGACGUAGUCAGGGAUACACAAAUCACCAUAGAUUGUUUGAUAUAUUCGAAGGAAUUAGAUAAAUAUGUGCCAGUGGUGAUUAAGAUUGGGAAAGUGCAUGUGUUUUGGAGUUAUCAGUUUUUGAAAUUCAACUACGGGGGAGAGCAACAAAAUGUUCGUGUUACGUCGACAUCCACAGUUGAUGAUUGGGUUGACGUCACUGACGAGAAUUUCAUCAAUAAUGACGGAAAUGAGUUUCUGGUCACAGUCAAGGGUCAUGGCAUUCUACAUCUUUCUUCCUCUAAGAAGUCUGAGAUAUUGAAGAAUUUGUUUUUAGCAAGAUUGACGAAUAGGGUUAGUGAUGCAGUAGAUUAUUAUCCAAUUAACUCGUCUGAAUACCAUUCUGCGGACUCAUUCUUGGGAUCAAUGCUAGCAUCGGUUCUUUUGAAUAUGGUUUCCAGUGCGGAAGAAGUUAGACGUGUCGCUUUCAAUUCACUUGUUUUGAUUAUUGAUUUUUACCACUUAAAGGUUGAUAAAAGUAUAAUAGCAGAUGGUACAACAUUCCCAAAAGAUUUCAUUCCAUAUGUCUUGAAUAUUGCGAGUACUAUCGCAAAAAAUCAUCCUGAAUUAACAAGUGAUUUUAUUUCAGCAAUCACCGAAGGUUACGAAUCGUCCGAAAGUAAGUAUUGCUGCUUGAUGUUGCUUUCCUUGUGGAUUAAAAAUAUUUAUGAUCAAUACUAUAAAGUCAACCGUGUGUUAGGGACUCAAAAGGUUGAGGAUAUAAUCCAUCAAUUUAUUACUAAGAUUCCACCAGCCGGUGAUGACUUGCUCUUAACCUUCAAGACUUUUAUUUGGAAGAGCACAGUUGUUGACUCUAACUUAGUGGAGUUUGCUGUAACUGAUAUAAUUCGCGAAGCUUUGAAAAAGGAAGUACAAAGCGAGCCUUGGGAUAAUAUUAAUUCGGUGAUUUCUUUUUUUCCAACAAUUGAUGUUUGUGGCUUGGUAAUCAAGCAGUUAAAGCAAAUUGUGGACAUUCCUAAUUUCAAGAAUGAUAGACAGGUCUCUAUUAACAUCACUUGGGUUAAGACUAAGAUUCUUGUUAAAAUAUGCGAAUCCUUAGCUUUUGAUGCCUUAUUCAUUGCUGAGACUUACUUCCCAGAGAUUUGUUUUAUUGUUUCUAUGUUGAUUAAUAUUGGUCCUUAUGAUUUGAGAAUUUCUGUUCGUAACUUGAUAAUCAAUGUUUUCCAUUCAUUCCUUAGUAAAGAAGGAUUGUCAGAGGUUGCUAGAGACCAUGUUUUGAAAACGAUCGACGAAUUUUCUGGUCCUGGAUCUAAAGUGACUUUUGGGUUGGUAAAAUUAAAGAAUGAAUCUUACGAUGUACUUUCGAACCGUCCAGACCAAGUUUUCGGUGCUUAUAAACACUUGGAAACAUUUUGUGUCUCACUUUUGAAAUUCAUUGAGUUUCAACCUUUCAAUAUUAGAAGUGUUUGGAAAGGGAGAUGGUCCGGCUACGUGUUAAGCGCGGCAUUUAGACAACAUGGGCCACUACAGGGAAGAGGGGUUUUAAUUAGUGGUAUGUUGUGUAAGUCAGGUAUUUCAGAUUCGGUUAUCAUCGAAUAUUUCAGAAAAAAUAGAAUCUGGAUUAGUGAUUACGGAUAUUCUGAUUUCAUCGUGGGCGUGUGCUUACUUUUGACAAUUUCCAAUUUUUCUGAAGCUUUAACUAAAAUUUCACGAUACUGGGGAGUAUUGUUCUGGGUUGGGAUUGCUCAUUGCAACUCAACUAAUACAGUUCAAUUUCAAAGCUCUUUAAAAAUCGUUAAAAAUCUCAUUACUGGUAUGUCUAAAAAUGGCGUGGUUGAUAAAAACACUGACUUAUUCGCUAAAAUUCAAGAAUUCAAGACAGAAUCGAUUGACUUUGUGACAGAUCUUGAGCAGUCGUUUAAGUUAUCGUUUGAUUCAGAGUAUAGUGAUCAUAUUUUGAUUUCUUUCUGUGCCAAAGGAUUGCAGGUUCCUUAUAUCAAAAAAAAUGGGUAUGAUCUCUUAUGCAUCUUAUUCAAAAUUAGACUAGAAUAUGAUUUGGAGCAACAGAAGGAGAGGAUUGCGAAUGGGGAAAAAUUAGAAUCGAAUGCCAUUGCCUACUUGUGUUUCAUAUUUAUUAGCGGAAUUCAUGGUGAAGACUACGAAAAAGUAAUGAAAAGUUGUGGCUUGGAUAAUUCCGAAAAUGUUAGUACCACAGAGAUUGAUAUUCCACGCGUGAUUAUUGAUUUUUUUGCAACUGAAGAUGAGCAUGCAGCUCUCACAAUGUUCCAACUUGGGUCUUAUUUCUCUCAUAAGAACACUGACGCUUCUUCAAAAUUGCGUUUCUUGUUGUUGUUGAAUGUUUUGAACGAUUAUGCCCCUGACAUCGUCUUCUACGGAUACUUGAACACAAGCGAGACUCUUGUUAAGGAGAUUGAAGUUAAUGGGUCAAUCGAAAUUCUUCAAGCUGCUUACAAAGUUGUCGAAAAUGCUGGUAGUCAUUCAGCUUUCGAAAACCCAGAAUGUAUCAAGGAUAAAUAUGAUGAAAUAUUUGAAAAGAAUAACAUUAGUGGUAUCAAGAAUAAUAGCUUCCCUGAUGAAGAUCCGAUGAGCCCAAAAGCUGUUCAAAAAGUCUUCAUGGACCCAUUCCACCAAAAGGUUUCAAAUUUCUAUGCUACAAAGGCAAAUGCUUACGCUAGAGUUGAUUGA
Saccharomycopsis crataegensis is the source of this 8511-nucleotide messenger RNA. RefSeq names its product Ras GTPase activating protein. The record is from RefSeq and is a predicted model, not a curated record. Gene Ontology annotation, biological process: regulation of GTPase activity. The transcript has a single exon. NCBI's taxonomy places the organism in Eukaryota, Fungi, Ascomycota, Saccharomycetes, Ascoideales, Saccharomycopsidaceae. The coding region runs from base 1 to 8511 and encodes 2836 amino acids.